CAUAGCGAAUAUGGAAAGUGUCGGUGAGCAUUUUUGGUUAUUAUUAUUAUAACCGUUAAAAGCGGUCCACGCGCUUAUACGAGCUCAUAAAUACAUACCCUAAAACACACAGGCAUACAUACAUACACACCUAAUAUAAAUUGAUGUAAAAAUUGAGUUGAAAGUAAAUAAAUAAAAUACGAAUAAACGAAAAAUAAAACAAUAAACAAUAAUAACGGAAAAUUGCAAAUUAUGAAAUAACUCGAAAUGAGGUACCGAAAAAUAAUGUAAGCUCGAAAAUAGAAGUUAUAAUGCGUGGAAUAUACAUACAUAGAUACCUAAAAAUCAGUGUUGCUAAAUUUUGAAUAUACAAAUAAAUCAAAUCAGCAAAAUUAAUUAGCAAUAAAAUUAAUAAAGAAACCAGAAAAUAUGUACUAAAAUGAUUUUUUAAAGUAAUAACAACAACAGCUUGUGAAUCAACUUUAACCUCACAAAAUAUCAAUAAAUUGUUGCUAAAAUUUAUUAUAAUUAUUUUGUAACCAUAAAGGCCACAACAAUUGAAGGCAAAUUUGAAACUAAUUGGGGGACAAAAAACUUCAGCCCUAACCGCAGCUGCGCAAAUGCGCCCGACGUUAAAACCGCACUGCGCACAUACCGACUUGUGAGCGCCCAAAAUGGGAGCGUGGAAUGUCAGUGAGAAAUUACGAAACACCCAAACCCAACUACAAUGAAAGCGGUAAAACCAACUCAACUUCGAGGGCAAUAAACAACAAUAAAAAACGCAAAACAAAAAUUUCGAGCCGCUAACGAAGGUUCAUCGCUGUGCGGGUGGCGGAAGACCGAGGGAACGAAAUUUAAAUUUUUAAAACUCAGUCAAGAGCUAAUUUGAAUUACGCGCUGAACUUGGGCAGCCACUUGCGGAGAAGCGGCACAAGAAACGCUUUAAAACGCAACUCCCCUAAAGUUAAUAGCAAAACAGAACAACAACAAAAAUGUCAAGAAGCUCCACAAGUAGAUUAUGGGAGCUUCUCAUUUCGGCAUUGAUUAUACAAGCAUUGGCAAGCGCUUUGCCGCACACACACACACAAUUCCAGCGACGGCAUUUGAGCCGGCGAAGUUUGGAGUCCGCUUUGCGCGACCAUGACAUUGCGGCGAUGGCAGCGAGCGAUUUGAGCGAUCAAAACACCAACGACGAUGCAGAAAACUUAAAAUCCAAGUCAUCGGAAGGCGCCGACGCUGACGCUACUGCCGACACGCUUAGUGAAAGUGAAAAUACGCGAUCGGUGAAAAGCACAAAAUUACUGCCCGCGUUUAGUAAUAAUGGCGCCGACAACGCAGGUGAACACAAGUCAGGCGAAACGUUGGUGCUAAAUCGGGUGGAAAGUCGCGAGGUGAAGAGUGCAGCUGGUCACGAAGCGAAAGAAGUGAUGGAGGAAAAUGAGAGUAAUACGAAAGACGGAAGCAAAGAUGUUUCCACAGGGCAUCAAGGUGCAAGUGAGGUUACAAAUAGCCGAAAGUUUAGUGAAGAAGAAGAGGAGUCUAAAGCGGAUGUCGUCUUUAGCCAUGCUGAUGACCGGCCGAAGAAGCCGCUGGCCACUGUAAACUUAGAGAGGCAUAUCAACAACGGAUUGGAUGAAAUGACGUUGCGGGCCGAUAACGAAAAACUCAAAAGCGAGGCUACCUUGGAUGAAAAAGCUGCACAACCAGCGGCGACUGAAGAAAUCUUAAAAGAUUUAGAAAAUGUUGCAUUGAAGGUGAUUAUGACAACACCGAGGCACGCGGACGAUGCUAACGACCGGCUUGAAGGUGUGGGAAAACAAGACAUGAGCACUUUACAAACGUCGAUGGGUCGGUCGAUGGACACCGCGCAGAGCAAUGAGAACAAAUUGGAAGUGGUCUUUGGUGAAAAACCGAUCGCAGAGACUGUGCUGCUAACAGCUGAACCAAUUUUAGCCACAAAACCAAUGUUGAAAGAAAUGGAAGAGAAAGAAAAAGAGUUGGAAACUGAAACGAAGCAGCAAGAAACUGGAAUAGAAACAAAAGCAACAAUUGAUAACCACACAGCCACUCAAGAUGAAAAGCUUUCAUAUUCAAAUGACAGAGUCGUCAUCCUUGAAGAACCCCUGGUAAAGCAAAUCACGGCAGCGGAAGAAAUGCAAAAGCAAGCGCGAACAACAUCUGUUGAUGUCACAGCGGGACCUUUUGCAGGAUCAACAAAGCAUUCGGAAGUAGCCCACGGCGAAGAGACACGUGAAAAUCUACAAAACAAUCGCACUUCGACGCAUGAGAAGCGCGGAAAAUUCUUCAACGAUAAUUCCACGAAUGUCAAAAAUAUGAAUCUGCCUGAUGGGCCCGAGGUUUGGUCCUUAGCAGGUAUGAGAAUGGUGCCGAAAACGAUAUAUCACAACGACACAGCUAUGCUACUCGCUGACACAGACAGCGGUGGGAUGGAUCCACGUUGGCAGGCAAAUGAGAUUGUGACCACCGAGCGUACAAUGAAUGUGAGCGAUUACAGCGAGAAAAAUUUACUAGAUUGGUCUAAAGUGAUGGGAAUGCGCGAUGAGUUCGAAAAGAAUCAUUUGACGGACGAGGCGUCGAAGAAGGAAAAUGAAGAGAUUGUUGAGAUGUCAAAUUCAAAGGUGGUGUUACCCACACAAUCAUCUGAAAAUUGGAAAACCGAAGGGCCUUCUAGGACCAACGAUAGCGCAGGGAGUAAUACUCCCGCUCUAAGCGCUACCGAAGGUGUUGCAGAUUUGAAAGUUGGUGAGCAAUUAUCGACCACUCAUACGUUUAAUGAGAUUGAUACAAUCCAGGGCAUAACAAUAGCAACAGGUUCAUCUGUAAGUACCACUACCAACCCGCCCACCGUACAAAUAUCACAUUCAAGUAGCUCGCCCUUAUCAGUUGGUCAUAAGAGUGAUAAACAAGCGGUUUCUAUAAGCACGAAUACAACUGCCGGUGUUGGAGAGCCGCUGAAUGACUUAUCGCCCACGUCCACUGAAUCAUCCACCCUACGCCAGAAUGAAGAGAAAACAGGUGUAGAAGUAUUCAGCGCAGCUGUGGAGAGCAGCACGCAACGCCAGUCAAGCGAUGAUUUCAAUUUCAUUAUUACGUCAACGACGCCGUUGAUCAAAGCCAACGUAACUGCCGACGUAAACACAGCUACAGAAGUAGCAAUUAAUGAUACAACAACACCAACGACUACUGCAUUACCCACAGCAACAUUGUUAGCGGCGCUCCCAGUUGAGCAGUCAACCUCGACGGUAUCACCCCCAAUCCUCACAGAGGUGCUAAAGCAUUCGAAUAAUCCAACGGUAAUGAACGCGCAACCCGAGACGACAGAAUUCACGCAGCCAGCAAACAAUGCCGACGCAGGCGUUCGCAGUGGCAGCGCUGUUACACUUGAGCACCACUUGAAACGAGAACCCGAAACUGAAACCGAGGCUGUAACUGUGACUGCAGCUACGGCUGAGGAGCAAGCCACAUUGCUAGCAGUUAGUGAGCAAUCGACUAGCGAAGCGAACGGUUUGAUAAGUGCAGGCGAGCAAAAAGCGUAUGUGAACGUGAACGCGAGCGUGACAGCGGGUGAAGAGGGUGUCGCGACGCAAAACGAAGCCCCAAGUGUUACCACGGAAACUACGACUGAAAGUAAUCAAAUUGCUGCAACGACGACAACAAUAAUUAGUAUAGUAAACACAACGGUAUCGUCAACCGAUUUGGUGGAAACCAAUGUCAGUGAAAAAACAAUUAAAGUGCUCGCAGUGACAGCAACAACAACGGAAGUUGCCCAAAUCGGUAAUGAAGUGGAAUUAGAUGUACGCACCGAGCCCAUUACAGACAUAGCUAAGAAGGGGCCGACGGACACAGCAAAAACGACAUUAAAUAGCGACACAGGUUCAAGUACAAUUGUGAGGCUCGAAGAGACGACAGCGGCAGACAUUGCAGAGGCAAAUACAACAGCAAAAACUGUGUCGUCCAUAAAUGAGUUAUUAGUGCCAGUGAAUAUAACAACAACAACAACAACAACAACAGCAAAAGCAACGCCACUAAGCACAACAGCCGAACCAAUUACGACGCCACCAACGCAAGUCGCCGUAGAACAGGUUUUGCACGCGGCAACAACCCUUAAAAGUGACGAAAAGGAAAUCGUAAAAGAAGCAACAACUACAAUAAUUCCACUAGAAACAACAGUAACAGUGCAAGCAAGUGGGUCAGUGCUCGAGAAUUCCACUGCUGCUACGACACCAACACCUGUCGCUACUCAACAUCGCACAGCUUUGGCGGCAGAGGGCACACAUGACACAGAAAGCUCAAUCGAAACGAAUGUCAUCGAUCAACAACUGGACAAGACGGCAGUGAAAAUAACUAAUACAACCACCAGCGCACCAAUAACAACAACCACCACUGAAGCCAGUGUCGCCGAGGAGGACGUAAGGGAAAAAGUUGAGACAGAAACUGAAGUGGCAAAUGGUGUAUCUACGUUUCAGUCCGCGAAUGUAAACAAUGUGACUACAUUGCCCGAUAUCCAAGAAACAAAAACAACAGCAGCUAUCAGCACAACCACAACUCCUGCCACAACUACCACCAGUACUACCACCAUGGCUGCCGUACCAUUAAGUCCCGAAAGCACUAUAGCACCGCAGAUUCCUGUCGUAAAUGCAAAAAACAUCAGCGCAACUACGACCAGCACCACCGAGCCACCGCUCAUCAGUUUGCUCGAUGAAUCCACGACACCGACGUCCAUGACAUCAACACUUGCGUCCAAUCAACCAUCUACAACUACCUCCAGUGUUGUCGUGAACCCACAGGAAGUGUACACAGUAGUCUCUACCACCGAAAAAGCAUCUAGCACCAGUACCAGCACCACUGCCUCGACCUAUACUCCUGCAGUGCCAAUCGCAACCAUCACAAGCACCUCCGAUGCACCUGUGGUCUCAUCAUCAACCAACACAUACACUACCACAGUGGCCAGUACAAUAGCAACUGUAACCACAACAAUACUACCGCCCACACUGCAAGCCACCAUUGGUAUCGGUGGCAGCGGUGCACCUAGUCAUCCACCCAGCAUAAUCAGUGCCGGUAUCCGUCCGAACUCAAGUGAUGCCAAUGAGACGGAUGUAAAUGUCAUUAUAGCCAUUACCGUGAGCAUUAUUGGUGUGGUGGCGCUCAUAUUACUCGUCGCUUUCCUCUAUCUAAUGCGUAAGCGUCAGAAGCAAAUGUCCUAUGGACAGCGCUGUCGUCCAGUAAGUUUGGAUGCCUAUAGUCUGGAUAACGUGUCUGUACUGGGCAGUGUGCGUCGGAAAGGUGCUUUGCGCGCCUCGAAACGAUCUUAUGGCAAUAUUGCUUUCGAUGAUCCCUCGUUGAGACAUAAUGCUCUGAGUGCAAGUGAGUUGGCUAAGUUUGUGGAACGUCGGUCGAGUAUAUUUGAAGAAUUCAGGGAUGUGCCGCAAAUUAUAGCGCGUGCUGACGAAGUGCCACCGGGCUGUGAAGAUAAAAAUCGAUAUGCCAAUGUGAUACCGCUUCCUGAGACGCGUGUCGUACUGCAGCAGCUUGGAGAUGAUGACAAAACAGAAUAUAUAAACGCCAAUUAUGUCAGGGGUCCCAAGGACUCGCCCAACUACUAUAUAGCCACACAGGCGCCACUCGAAACAACAGUUGUGGAUUUCUGGCGAAUGAUUUGGGAGCAAGAAUCACGCGUGAUCAUCCAAGCGACGGAUCUCUAUGAGAACGGUAUCGAGAAGUGUGCUGAAUAUUUGCCACCAUCUGUCACACUGGACAAUCAUACGACUUAUGGCGAUUUCCAAAUAACCCUCAAACAUCGUGAAGUCAAAGAUAAAUAUGCCAUCUCGACGCUGUUGUUGAAGAACACAGCUGAGAAUAUGAGUCGUGAACUCACACAUUACUGGUACAAAUGGCCUGAGGCGGGUGUACCCAGCGAAGAGGCGCCCAUUAUUGCAAUGCUAUUGGAGGCGCGCUCUUCACUCAAGGGUUAUGUCAAUGAGGCGAGAGAUAAGGGUUCGAGUGGCACGCUAAAAGCAGAUGGCAAUGGUGAGACGUUGCAAAAUGGUAAUGGCGUUACGGUUAUAACAGUCGAUGAUGUGAGCGAUAAAACCGAAGCGGAACGCGUGAAUGGUGCAGGAAAGGAAAAUGCGGAGAUUAAUGGCAAUGUUUCGGCGAUGGACAAAAUGAGGAGUACGACGUUAAGGAAUCAGGGUCCCUUAACGAUUCACUGCUCUCCAGGUACCGGACGCACCGGCACAAUCAUCGCCUGUGACAUGGCCAUACGAAGUUUGGAGACCCCGAAGCGUUCCGUUGACAUUCCGCAAAUCGUCUAUUAUGUGCGGCGAGGACGAGCCAGCGCCGUCCAAACUAAGGAACAAUACGAAUUUAUUUACAAAGUGGCGCAUAUGUAUGCGACAAAGAUUACAAAUCUAUCAAAUGAUAAUUGAAAGCGGUAAAAUAUUACCGUUAUUUAUCAAUAACAAUAUUCAUCGCUAUACAAACGAAAAUGCAAUUCACAGCAUGAGCUUACGAACUCAAUACACACGAUGGAUGUGUCAUGCGUUUUCGCAUUGGAACCACCCAUAGUCAGGAGGUAUAAGCGCGUAUGUAUGUAGAUACUCGUACAUAAUCGUAUUUAGCAUUGCAGUAUUUCGCGAAGAUUUUUCGUUUGUAUAUGUGUUGUAGUAGUAGUAUGUAUGUAUAUUUUUAUGUAUAAAAAAAUCUUUGCCACCUAGUGAAUUUAAUUUCUUGCACUCUUCUUCUUCCAAUAAUUUCCUUGCAUUACCUUGUAUGUAUGUAUUUGUUUUUUUAAGAAAGUUGUAUGCAAAUUAAUUUAAUUUGUAUAAAUGCGUGUGCAGCGCUUUAAAUAAUAAUAAUUAUUAUAAUACUAUUGAAAUGUAUUCCUCUAUUAUUGUGAUAUAAACAUACAUACAUAUUUUCUUUAUUGCUAUAAAUUAUGUUUUGUUUAAUUAAGUUGUAAAUACAAAAAUAAGUACGAUUAUGUAAAAAGAAGCAGAAGGAUACCCGCAUAUCCGCAUAUUGAAAAGUUGUAGAAAACUGUAAAACCACUCAUUUGUAUGUAUGUAAAUUAAUUUACGAGAUAUUACCAUGAAAGAAUA
Ceratitis capitata (Mediterranean fruit fly) is the source of this 7100-nucleotide messenger RNA. Its product is annotated as serine-rich adhesin for platelets. Gene Ontology annotation, biological process: protein dephosphorylation. Lineage: Eukaryota; Metazoa; Arthropoda; Insecta; Diptera; Tephritidae. The coding region runs from base 972 to 6428 and encodes 1818 amino acids. Gene Ontology annotation, molecular function: protein tyrosine phosphatase activity. The transcript has 5 exons. The record is from RefSeq and is a predicted model, not a curated record.